Hordeum vulgare subsp. vulgare (domesticated barley) is the source of this 1893-nucleotide messenger RNA. RefSeq names its product 4-hydroxyphenylacetaldehyde oxime monooxygenase-like. The transcript is spliced from 3 exons. The coding region runs from base 94 to 1638 and encodes 514 amino acids. NCBI's taxonomy places the organism in Eukaryota, Viridiplantae, Streptophyta, Magnoliopsida, Poales, Poaceae. Gene Ontology annotation, molecular function: monooxygenase activity; heme binding; iron ion binding. The record is from RefSeq and is a predicted model, not a curated record.
UUGUACCUACUAGCUCUGUCCUACUUAAACCCCCUGGCUCGCUGUCGCUCAGGCGGUGAGGCCUCAACCAGAGCAAGCCAUCAGGCAAGGCAAAUGGGUGCUUCUCAGCUUCUCGAGCUCCUGCCCCAACAAUGGCAGCUUCUCCUACUCCUUGUCCCACUUGUCUUCCUCCUCCUACGCCGGACCUGGAGCAGGCCCGCUGGCGCUAGGCUGCCGCCAGGGCCCCGGAAGCUGCCCAUCGUCGGCAACCUGCACCAGAUCGGCCCGCUUCCCCAUCGGAGCCUCUCGGCGCUCGCGAGGCGGCAUGGGCCGGUCAUGAUGCUACGGCUGGGCAUGGUUCCGACGGUGGUGCUGUCCUCGCCGGAGGCCGCGCGGGAGGCCCUCAAGGUGCACGACGCGGACUGCUGCAGCCGCCCCCCGGCGGCCGGGCCGCGGCUGCUGUCGUACGGCUACAAGGACGUCGCCUUCUCCCCCUUCAGCGACUACGUCCGCGACAUGCGCAAGCUUUUCAUCCUCGAGCUGCUCAGCCGCCGCCGCGUCAAGGCCGCCUGCUACGCUCGCGAUGCACAGGUGGAAAAUCUUGUGAACAACCUCACAAAUGCCGAUCCCAAACCGGUGGUGGUUGCCGACCACAUCUUCGCCACGGUGGACGGGAUCAUCGGCUCAUUCGCCUUUGGAGAAAAUUACGCAUCCGAGCAGUUCAAGGGGGAGUUCGUCCCCGUGCUGAACGAGGCCACAGACAUGCUGGGCAGCUUCUCCAUCGAGGACUUUUUCCCCAACAGCGUUGGUCGCCUCUUCGACAAAGUUACCGGCAUCAAGUCCCGCCGAGCGAGGAUCUUCAAGAAGCUCGAUUCCUUUUUCGAACGAGUCAUCGACCAGUAUACCAACGAUGAUCCCACUUACGGAAAGCAGCCCGGCGACAAGUAUGGAUCGGUGCUCGUGCAAGAGCUCGUCGGCCUCUGGAAACAGCCUGCAGGAGCCGCCACCAACUUCUCCAGGGAUCAUGUCAAGGCCAUGCUCAUGGACACUUUCAUCGGUGGCAACCACACAAGCUCAGUGACAAUAAACUGGGCCAUGACGGAGCUUAUUCGGCACCCAAGGGUGCUCAGCAAGGUACAAGGCGAAAUCAGAGCCGUGGGAGGCAGAAGUGAUCGCAUGCAGCACGACGACAUGCCCAAGCUCCAGUACCUAAGGAUGGUGGUAAAGGAAACGCUGCGGCUACAUCCCCCGGCGACGCUGCUCGUCCCGAGGGAGACCAUACGGCGGAUUCAGGUUGCAGGAUACGACAUCCCGGCCAAGACGAAGAUCAUCGUGAACACGUGGGCUAUCGGCCGGGACCCCAGCGUGUGGAGGGACGAUCCAGAGGAGUUUUACCCUGAACGGUUCCAGGACACGGAUAUCGACUUCAGCGGGGCGCAUUUCGAGCUCUUGCCUUUUGGCACAGGACGCCGGGUGUGCCCAGGGCUGGCCAUGGCCGUGUCCAACAUAGAGUUCAUCCUGGCCAACAUGCUUUACUGCUUCAACUGGAAGCUCCCGGAUGGGGUGAGGAGUGAGGAUGUCAGUGUGGAGGAGGCAGGGGCGCUGACAUUCCGGAAGAAGGCUCCGCUCGUGCUGGUGCCAACAAGGUAUACUGUGUGAAACUAUGUAUCGGUGAUUGAAAUGGUUCACCGGCAAAGUGAUCCGUAUUUGACUGUUUCUGAUGCAUGCGCUGUCUGUUUUGUCUUCCUUUUUAGUUCUGUAAUAAGGGCAUAUUUGACUGAUCUGUGUGUGUGUUUGCAUGCAUGUCUCAGUCGAUACCCUUGUGUAUGUGUGUGUGUUAGAUCGAAGACGUAAGAGACGUCCGGCUUUAUAAAAUAAUAAAGGCCACAACCAAGCAGAGUAACAAGGACUAAA